AUGAAAAAGGCUAAAGAGGGGUGGGCAAUCCCUAGUGUGAUCCCAGAAAAGGAAGGAGAGCCAAUCCGACCAAUAAAGGAACCAACUCCCUUGGGAGAACCCGUCAUGAAUUUCGUAGCUGUAGAACCAACACAGGAUAUCAACUUAGGGACGAACGAAGACCCUAAAAUCGUGGGAAUCGGUCUCGCAGUAACACAAAAUGCUCUUAACAUAGUUUUACUUCGCACUGAUGAAGGGGUCGAAAAGCCUAUAUUCUAUGUCAUUUCAGAGAAUGGAAAGCAGUUCGAAGGGGAAAAUGUGAGAAUGUUAUUCAAUGCCUUCAAAAUUAAAAGUGGAAAAUCAACUCCAGUGUACCCUCAGAUCAAUGGGCGGGCAGAGGCCACGAACAAUACGAUAGCAUGCACACUAAAGAAGAAAUUGGAGGGACACCACAAAGGAUGGUGUGAGCAAAUUCCUAAUGUAUUGUGGUCAUACAGAACUAUCAGGCGAGACGCCACAUGGAUGUCAUCCUUUUGUUUGACAUAUGGGGCAGAGGCAGUCUUUCCCACCGAAGCUAUCCUCCCAACAACAAGGAUAAAAUCAUGCGAAAAAGGGCUAAACACCGAUUUAAUCCUCGCAAAAUUGGAUGAUCUAGAAGAAAACCGAGAGAUUGCACUACAACACAUGAUGAAUUACCAUCAGAGACUAGCAAGAGAAUACAACAAGAAAGUAAAGGCACGAAGCUUCAUACAGGGAGAGCUAGUACUACGAGAAAUACCACCAUACCAAAAGGGGUCAGGAGGAAAAUUGGAGCCUACUUGGGAAGGACCGUACAUCGUGAAAAGAGUAGUAGGGAACGGGGCGUACGAAUUAGCAGACUGCAAAGGAAAGGGCACUGACGAGGAAGUCAAGAUAAUAUACGGCGAGGUUGAAAGACAAGAUCGAAAGUUGGACCAUCCGUAG
Molecule: messenger RNA, 942 nt
Organism: Papaver somniferum (opium poppy)
Lineage: Eukaryota; Viridiplantae; Streptophyta; Magnoliopsida; Ranunculales; Papaveraceae
Exons: 2
Coding region: 1-942 (313 amino acids)
Biological process (GO): DNA integration
Molecular function (GO): nucleic acid binding
Source: RefSeq, a predicted model, not a curated record